GUAGUGAAAUGUCUUCAAUGAUUCCUCAGCAAGUCCAGUUGUUUUAGAAUUACUUAUAUUAGAUAACAGAGGGUUGGCAUGGAGGAAUCCUAGUAUAGUAACCACAUGUCUUCUUUAAAUGAAAAAUAAGACCGACUCCAAGAGUUUGAAAGACCCGUUUCACUGUCUUCUGCUCAGCUUGCAGGUUUCUUCAGAAGAUAAGGCCACAAUGAUGCCACUGUUGCUUAUCCUUUUGAUUCCCACCUACGUCCAAAAUCUAAAUCUGGAUAAGACUCCCCAAACCUUGUCUGGACCCCCUGGUAGCUACUUUGGCUUUUCCAUGGACUUCUACAAAGGGAUGAGCAUUGUGGUGGGUGCUCCAAGAAUGCAGAUAUUCCAGAGCAACGUCACAAAUGGUGGUGGUGUCUUCCUAUGUCCCUGGGACCCUAAGGGCAGCAGCUGCACCAACAUCAACUUUGAUAAGACAGGAGAUCGAAGUGACUCUGUGGGAAGCGGCACCAUGAAAGUCUAUAAGUCCAACCAAUGGCUUGGGGCAACGGUCAGAACCUGGAACACGGCCAUUGUGGCCUGUGCACCAUUACAGCAUUGGAAUUUCAUCCAAAGUGACCAGGAGGCUGGUGUCGCCCCCACUGGGGCAUGUUACAUAACAGACAACCUGCGGGAUAUCCAUGAAUUUGCCCCCUGCAGGGACAACAAAACCGACAUUUACUAUGCCCCUGACAACAGAUAUUGUGAGGUGGGGUUCAGUGCAGAGAUCAGCAAGAAUGGGACCCUGUUAGCUGGAGCACCCGGGGGUUACUAUUUUAAAGGAUUAUGCGCUACAGAAGAUCUGCCUAGCAUCUUGAAAAAGCCCCCCACUUCAGCCCUGCUGCGUUCCUAUCCAAGCCGACAGAUCUCUCCCAACUUCAGAUUUCCAUCAACAAUGCUUUCACAUGACGCCUACAAAGGUUUCUCAGUGGCCUAUGGAGAGUUUACAGAUGAUAAUGUCCCAGAGAUUGUGCUUGGGAGCCCUGUUUACCCUCAUAUGGGCAUCGUUGAAAUUUAUACAAACGACUAUCAGUGGAGAAUUUACACUUUCAAGGAAGAGCAGAUUGCCUCCUAUUUUGGCCACUCUGUUGCUGUUACCGAUGUCAACAAUGAUGGGAAGGAUGAUGUUUUGGUGGGUGCCCCUCUGUUUAUGGAACGUCGGACUGGUGGGAAGCUCCAGGAGGUUGGACGGGUCUAUGUGUACCUGCAGAGGACUUACAGUAGAUUCAGCAAUGACCACCCAAUCCUUCGAGGGUCCCGAGUCUAUGGGCAGUUUGGCUCUUCCAUUGCUCCUAUAGGAGACAUAGACCAGGAUGGCUUCAAUGAUGUAGCUGUGGGCGCUCCAUUCGGAGGAGAAUCUGGGGGAGGCUGUGUGCAUAUUUAUCGAGGAUCCACAGCUGGUCUGUCCCCCCAACCUUCGCAGAUAUUGGAUAGUCCUCUACCUCCCCCAUCCCAGUUUGGUUUUGCACUAAGGGGAGGGACGGAUAUUGACAACAAUGGGUACCCAGAUCUGCUGGUCGGUGCAUUUGAAGCAGACAAAGUCUUUAUAUUCCGGGCCCAGCCUGUAGUUGUCCUUCAGGCCUCGUUGUUCUUCCACCCAGAAGCUCUGAACCCAGAGGUGAAGCUCUGCAAACUUCCUCAGGGGGGCGCUGCUGUCAGCUGUUUUACACUUCGUGUCUGUGCUCAAGCAUCGGGUCGUAGCCUUCCAAAGAAAAUCAGUCUUUCAGCUGAGCUCCAACUGGACCGUCUGAAGAGCAGAUUUGCCCGAAGAACUUUCUUCUUGGAUUCCUCCCAGCCAAGUAAAACCAUAGACAUGGAACUUCAUAGCAACUCCGCUCAGAUCUGCCAGAACCUCACAGCCUACUUGCGGGGAGAAUCUGAGUUCAAGGACAAACUCAGUCCUAUAGCUGUGAGUGUCAACUUCAGUCUGGUGAAAGAACAGUCUCCAGACACAGUGCAACCCACCCUUCAUGGGACCACCCUCUUGCAGGAACAGACUAAUAUACUGUUGGACUGUGGUGAGGACAAUGUCUGUAUCCCAGACUUGCAUCUACGUGCCAACUGGUCUGCAGAUCCUCUUCUUAUUGGCAUAGAUAACCUUGUACAUGUCCUGUUCAACGCCACCAAUUCUGGAGAAGGAGCCUACGAGGCCGAGCUGCACGUCUGGCUGCCAGUGGGAGCACACUACAUGCAAGUUUUGGGGAAAGCAGAGGAGAAGAUCCUGUGUUCCCCCAAAAAGGGGAACGAAUCGGAAAUUGUGGUUUGUGAAUUGGGGAACCCAAUGAAGAACAGAGCAGAGAUCCACGCAGACCUGCAGCUCAGCUUCAGUAACCUGGAGGAUUCUGGGAGCACCGUUGCCUUCCAGAUGCAAAUAAAGAGCCGUAACAGUAUGAACUCAAGCAGCCCAGUGUUUUGGGUGAAGAUGCCAGUCACUGUGGCAACAACCUUAGAACUGCGAGGGAGUUCUCACCCUGCCGAAGUUGUUCUCCCAUUACCCAACUGGGAACCAAAAGUGGAAUCAAGAAAAGCCCAAGACUAUGGGGAGGAGGUGACACAUCUCUAUGAGUUACACAAUGCUGGGCCAAGCUCCGUCAAUGUCCAGUUGGUUGUACAGAGCCCAACAAUCUAUCAGGAUGACUACAUUCUGUAUCCUCUGCGUUUGGAGUUUGAUGACAAAAUGACUUGUGAGAACCAGUCAACGCUCAACCCUUUAAAGCUGGACAUCUUCUUUACCACGGAAGCACCUCUCAGUUAUAGCACUGGCAACAACCACAGGUUGGACAAGAGAGAUGUCAGAAAAGAAACCACUGACGAGCUGAUAGAUGAAGGAAAGAACCACACAAAGAAAGAUGAGACCCUUCAGAAGCACCCUAUACAACUGAACUGUAGCAGUGGUGUCCCUUGCUGGGCCGUGACCUGCUCGAUGCAAAAUCUGGACAGAGGAGAGAGAGCAACAGUGAAACUCCACUCGAUACUUUGGAUUCCCAGUUUAAUAAAGAGGCCUCAACAGCAGUUCAUCCUCCUUUCUCUAGGAUCCUUCCAGGUUACAGGAGUCCCUUACAAGAUCCAGCCUUCAACUCUGUUGGCCGGGAAAGCUGCAGCCAACACCACUGUCUUGUGGGCGAGUCCAGAUGGUCAGAAGGAGAUCCCACUGUGGUGGAUAAUCGUAGGGGCUCUUGGGGGACUGCUCCUCUUGGCCCUCUUUGUAUUUGUCAUGUGGAAGCUCGGAUUUUUUGAGCGGACGAGACCUCCAACUGAUGAUCAGGAUGAACUAGCCAGCGAUUAGUUGGGUAUUCCUUUGGGUCUGUCUUGUUAAGCUGCACUGGAUUUCAACCUUAAUACAUUGUCUUCACUGCUGGCCCUAUUAGUGCAACUCACAUCAAGCUCCAGUUCCUCACUCCCGCCAUUUUGUACCUGUGGACUUACUUUGGUUGAUGGAUCUAGACCCCCUUCACUAAGACAAGCAUAUGAGCCUUCUUGGAACAUCUUCAUCUUUGACCUUUUAGGACCUUACAUGAAAGCACUGUGGGUUGCUCUGGGUGUAGAUAGUUAAUAGUAGGCCAAGGAGCACUGGGGUUCCAUUUUGUUUCAAACAGCUCUUCCCUUUGAUCUAUAGUCUCUACGUUCUUCAUAAUCCUGUGGUUUAAUGACACAGAGCUUGGCCUGGGAUUGGACAUCCAUAUUUACAGAGCAGACGGGCCAAAAUGAAGACUACAUACUGGAUACAACUCUCCAAUGGUUUUCUGUGGCACCUUAGAUGUUUCUGAAUGAUAUGAAGCUGUGUUAGUUAUGGUUUAACCUCCCUAGAACAGGAGAUCAGAUUGGGUUCGGAACCAUUGGAAUAAAUGUAUAAUACAAGAAACA
Xenopus laevis (African clawed frog) is the source of this 3891-nucleotide messenger RNA. RefSeq names its product integrin subunit alpha 2b S homeolog (gene itga2b.S). The record is from RefSeq and is marked provisional. NCBI's taxonomy places the organism in Eukaryota, Metazoa, Chordata, Amphibia, Anura, Pipidae. Gene Ontology annotation, biological process: angiogenesis; cell-cell adhesion; cell adhesion. Gene Ontology annotation, cellular component: external side of plasma membrane; membrane; integrin complex. Gene Ontology annotation, molecular function: integrin binding.